AUGAAGCGCAGCAUGGCUGGCUACUCCGGAGCUCCCGCCACGAAGAUGGCGCGAACUGUAGACCACCCUUUGAACCCUCCGACCCUUCCAAGCUCUUCCAUGGGUCCUCCCCCCACCAACUCUAACAACUCCCACGUCAUCGCCGAGCUUCGAAGACUUCAAGUUCGAAACACGGAACUGGAGGGAUUAAACAAAGAGAUCUACGCCCUUCUUAAGGACACCAUGAAGCAAGCAAAGGAGGACCUAGCCGCAGUAAAGGCCGACUCAAAUGCCAAGAUUAACGCAAUUCGAGAUCACCAUGCCAAACUGCAAGGGGAGAUAGCAGCACUAAACCGGCCACGACGCCGUACUACGUUGCGGAAAGAAAUUGAGGAGUUCCAAGAAAAGGUUGAGGGCUUGGAGACAAGACUACGAGACUCCGAUACUCAGAACACACAACUCCGAGAGGCUAUCAUCAGGGCCGAGAGAGAAAGGGACGAGUUGAAGCUUCGCUUCGAGGCGAUGGGAACCUCGAAUGGCCAAACAAUUGGCAAUGCUCACCCAACUCCCCCGCUCAGCCAGGGAAGCAUUAUCAGCCCGAACUAUGUCGAGCAGCUGGAUGAUGUCAAUUUCCAACAACAGCAACUCAACAGUUUCCAACAACAACUCAAUGGCGUCGACCAGCAAUAUCUGGACAAUGUCGACUUCCAACAGACACUCAAUAGCGACACUCAACAGCAAUUCGAUGGUGCCAUCCAACAGCAAUUCAAUGGUGUUGACCAGCAGCAACUCAAUGGUGCCGACCAUCAGCAAUUUGAUGGAGUCGACCAGCAGCAAUUUGAUGAUGUUGACCAGCAAUAUCUGGACAAUGUCGACUUCCAACAGACAUUCAAUAAUAUCGACACUCAGCAGCAACUCGAUGGUGCCACCCAACAACAACUCAAUGGUGUCCAACAACAACUCGAUGGCGUAUUCCAGCAGCAAUUCGAUGGUGUCGACCAGCAGUAUCUAGGCGGUGUCGACUUCCAACAGACAUUCAAUAAUAUCGAUCCCCAACAGCAGCAAUUCGACAAUGUCGAUUUCCAACAGCAGCUGUUUAAUCACAUCGAACAACAGCCGUCCUAUACCUCCAAUCAGCUAAAGCCCAGCGUUGCAGUCGCAAGCACCGCCCCUCAAACUCAGUUCAACCAUUCACCUGAGGCGGCAAGCGGAAACCUGCCCAAUGCGCCUAUUGAUCAAGCCCCUGACGGUCUCGACAACCAGCUGGAGGCAUACGGCAAGGACGAGCCACUACUAUGGGGAGAUGAGUUGCCAGGCUUGGACUUCGAUGCAUAUAUCGAUAUCGAUGCCCUAAUUGGCGGGAAUUAA
This is a messenger RNA of Hypoxylon fragiforme, 1347 nucleotides long. RefSeq lists its product as uncharacterized. Lineage: Eukaryota; Fungi; Ascomycota; Sordariomycetes; Xylariales; Hypoxylaceae. The transcript has a single exon. The record is from RefSeq and is a predicted model, not a curated record. The coding region runs from base 1 to 1347 and encodes 448 amino acids.